AUGCUCAUCUAUGGAUUAAUGCCGACUACACUGCGAAACAGCAAAAGCUCCAGACUAAGGAUCUGCAAGGUGUCCUACGUAUACUUGACCUACAGUUUUUGUAUCACGGUGUGUCUGUUUCUGCAGUUUCGGUAUAUGUUUCCGCCAGACUUCUUCGAGGGCUACAUGAAGAACAAUAUAAUACUACAGUGGAAUAUGAUUGUGAAUGCCGGACUCCGAGUUCUUGUCAUCGGCAGCUGCUAUAGUCUUGUCUGGCUGCGUCGACAGCGGUUGGUUCGACUUUACCUGGAAUUUCUGUUAUACUGGCGAAUGCAUUGGCGCAUUCUCAGACGGAUUGUCGGCGAUCAGGCUCUUGACAACAUGCAACUCCAGCUGGCGAAUAUCUUCUUGCGACAAAUUUAUGUGAACUAUGCAAUGUUGUGUUGCUCCAUCGUCAUACAAUGUAAACUACUUGGCGGAAAGAAUAUUCUCCAGAUGCUUGUGAAGACAUUUCAAAUGCUGAUGUUGACAGCGAUUCGUCUGGGCUUCAGUUCGCUGCUCCUGCUGCUCACACAUCAGUUUGAGAGCGUGCAGUUAGCUCUGCUCGCGAUUCGCCAACGAGUAGGAUCCCGCAGUCUGGAAGAUUUGCGUCGAAUUGCCAACAUUCACACCAAGUGGCUGCAGCUGGCUCGAAAUGCAUUUGGCAUCUAUGAUUUGAACAUGGCUACCGUCUUUGUUAUCAUGUUUGCCGUCAAUGUCAAUAUACUCUAUCACGCAGUCCAGUAUGGUCAAGACACAAACAAGUCAGAUUUGGGUGGCAUUAUUAUUGGUGAUGUUCUCAUCGUAACCAAUCUAUGGAAUACCGCAUUGGUGAUGAAUCUAAUAGAGCACACGUCUAAUUCUUGCAAUAACGCCGGGCAAAUAUUAAGGCAGUUUACAGACGAUCGUCGGCUCAGUCCAGACUCACAGAUUGAGUUGGAACUACUUAUGAAUCGCAUACGAAACAAUAAGCUUGUCUUUCGAAUUUGCGGCUGUGUAGACAUGGACAGAGCUGCCUUCUUGAGCUAUAUGUCAUCUGUGCUGAAUAAAGUUAUCAUUCUCAUGCAAUUCGAUUUAAACCAUAAGCAAGAGCUCACUUUACAACACCUCAAUCAUAAAACCUAA
Molecule: messenger RNA, 1143 nt
Organism: Drosophila nasuta
Lineage: Eukaryota; Metazoa; Arthropoda; Insecta; Diptera; Drosophilidae
Product: putative gustatory receptor 58b
Exons: 2
Coding region: 1-1143 (380 amino acids)
Biological process (GO): sensory perception of taste
Cellular component (GO): membrane; axon; neuronal cell body
Molecular function (GO): sweet taste receptor activity
Source: RefSeq, a predicted model, not a curated record